This is a messenger RNA of Fundulus heteroclitus (mummichog), 1896 nucleotides long. Its product is annotated as adenosine receptor A1-like. Gene Ontology annotation, cellular component: membrane. NCBI's taxonomy places the organism in Eukaryota, Metazoa, Chordata, Actinopteri, Cyprinodontiformes, Fundulidae. Gene Ontology annotation, biological process: adenylate cyclase-activating G protein-coupled receptor signaling pathway; G protein-coupled adenosine receptor signaling pathway; vasodilation. Gene Ontology annotation, molecular function: G protein-coupled adenosine receptor activity. The record is from RefSeq and is a predicted model, not a curated record. The coding region runs from base 226 to 1293 and encodes 355 amino acids. The transcript is spliced from 2 exons.
UUUUGUUUUUUUAACAAAUUAUAUCUGGAAAAGUGUGUCAUGCAUUUGUUUUGAACUCCUUUUACUGUUACAUCCCAAACCAGCCAUGGAUGAACCUCAGAAGGCAUAAAUCAUUAUUGCUCCGUUUGAACGUAGCCGUUCCAUGCAGGGCUCCGAGGUUUGCUGGAGAACAUCGAGGAACACGCAGCGGCGUGAAGACGAAGGACCCCGGCAGGCAGGAGAACCAUGGAGAACCCGCCUGCUUCGCCGUACCUCCCAGACCUCCAACGGAGCACCAGCUCAACCCCGGACCCCCUGAACUCCACAACCUUCUCCUCAUCUCCACCAGCUCCCGCCGCCGACGCGUCGCUUUCCCCCAACGUGCCGUACGUGACGGCCGAGCUCAUCAUCGCCCUCCUGUCCACUCUGGGGAACCUGCUGGUCUGCGCCGCCGUGGCGCUCAACCGCAAACUGCGCACGGUCACCAACUACUUCCUGGUGUCGCUGGCGGUGGCCGACGUCUGCGUGGGCGCCAUCGCCAUCCCCUGCGCCAUCCUGACGGACGCCGGCCUGCCGCGCCACAACCUCUACCUGUGCGUCCUCAUGCUCAGCGUCCUGAUAAUGUUCACGCAGAGCUCCAUCUUCAGCCUGCUGGCCGUGGCCGUGGAGCGCUACGUCGCCAUCUUCAUGCCCUUCCGCUACCGGGCGCUCAUGACGCCCCGCAACGCCGUCCUGGUGAUCCUCGCCACCUGGCUGCUGGCCUUCCUCAUCGGGCUGGUGCCUCUCAUGGGCUGGCGCAAGACGGCGCCCGCCGCCUACUGCUUCUUCGUCCUGGUGGUGGACAUGACCUACAUGGUCUACUUCAACUUCUUCGCCUGCGUGCUGGCGCCCCUGGUGGUCAUGUUCCUCAUCUACGCGCAGAUCUUCGCCGCCGUCAAGCGGCAGGCGCGGCGCACCGGGGCGGAGCGGCGCGGCCGGGCGGGCGGGGGGGCGGCGGCCAGCAUGCGGCGGGAGGUGAAGACGGCCACGUCCCUCUUCCUGGUCCUGUUCCUCUUCACGGUCUGCUGGGUCCCGCUCCACGUCAUCAACUGCUUCCUGCUGCUGUGUCCGCGGUGCCCCGUGCCGCUGGAGCUGCUGCUCGCCGCCAUCAUCCUGUCGCACGCCAACUCCGCCGUCAACCCGUUCCUCUACGCGUACACCAUGACGCCUUUCAGAGACACGUUCAAGGCCAUUUUCCUCUGCUGCAGGACGCUGCGGGACGGAGAGGGGACCAACGCGACCGACGGAGAGGAAGCGGGCGCCGGGGCGAGCUAGUGAGCCGCGAGAAUAUCGGACCUGCGUAUAAUCCUGCUUUCCAAAUGAAAAAUGACAAACUAUAAAAUAUAAUUAUUAGGUAUUUCAGGAGAAGGCUGAUGAUCCUGGUUUACAGGGUUCCUAUUGGCCUGGUUCUAACUUAUUUAUGUUCUUUUCUCUUAAGAACUGAAAGCUGUUAUGCCUCAGGACAUUUUGCACGUGUUUAGAUUUAAAAAUUAAAGAAAUCAUUCUGUUUCUCUGCUCCAUCUGCUUGGAAGUGCCUCCAAUCUGAGCUGGGACGGUGAGAACUCGUUUCGCCGAGGUUCUUCCGCCUCAUCCUGAGAACCCGACAACGGGGACCCUCAAAGCCUGCUGCGUCUUUAAAUCUUAAUUUAUUGCUGCGUUGAAUUCUAAAGUUGCUCCAGAAAUUACAAUUCCUGCAUUUUAAUAGUCGAUUUUACUCGUACUUUAUGUUCUCAAUUCGUCUUCUAUGUGUUUUGUCCGCUAUGACGUGUGUUGCUGGCUGCCAGGUCACCCUGGGAAAAGAGGUCUUGUUUUCAAUGGGUCUGUUUCCUGGUUAAAUAAAGGUUUAAUAAUUAAAAAAAAAAAAAUCUGGAUGGAUGG